AUGCUGCCAUCGUAUCUGGUUACCAAUGAAGAUGGACAAAAAAGAACGGCGUCUACUCGAGGUCUAAGCAGAAGAACUGCAGAAGAUAAGGCUCCAGUAAUAACAUCUGCUUAUAAUGAAGAGAAAAAGAGUGCCCCUGGUUGGUUAAAAAGUGAAAGACCUGAGGAUAAGUAUGAAAAAUAUGGUGCUAGAAGAAAGCACAUAGUUGAUGAAUCAUCGGAUUCAAGAUAUUCAAGAUAUAAAACUGAUACCAGUUCAAUUCCUGCUAAAAGACAGAGGGAUGAUUCUCCUGAAAGUGAGUCAAAGAGACAAGCAUAUGUGACUCCAUAUAGUAAUAUUGAGGUUGCUAAUCCAUCUGCAGAUCAUCAUAGAUCUAAAAAUUAUCAAACGUUUGAAAGUCAUAUUAGGAAUCGAGAAACUGGAGAUAUUAAUAGUAUUGUUCGUAGUCAUUAUAACCAAAGAACUGCUCAUUCAAAGCAUCAAGGACCAAGAACCAAUUCACCCAUAUAUAAGUUACGUAAUUUCAACAAUGCUAUCAAGUAUAUGUUAAUCGGAAACAAUGUUAGAAGAGAUAAGAAUGAUAAGGGUAAAUUAUUCACCUUGCUUGAUUUAUGUUGUGGUAAAGGGGGAGAUUUAAACAAAUGUGAAUUUGUUGAAAUUGAACAAUAUAUAGGAAUUGAUAUAUCUGAUAUGUCAGUUCGAGAAGCAUUUACAAGAUACAAUCAGAAGAGAGCAAAAUUUAAACAAUUACAUGGUAGAGAUAAGAAUAAGUAUAAUUUUGAAGCUUGUUUUGCAACUGGUGAUUGUUUUGGUCAGACAAUUCCUGAAAUUUUAGAGCCAAACUUUCCUGGUAUUAUAGAUAAAACCUUCCCAGUUGAUGCUGUUUCUAUUCAAUUUUCAUUACAUUAUUCAUUUGAAACUGAAGAAAGGGUUAGGACAUUAAUAACAAAUAUUUCCAAAUCAUUAAGACCAGGGGGUACAUUUAUUGGUACCAUUCCAUCAUCUGAUUUUAUAAGAGGGAAAAUUCAAAGGAAAGAAUAUAUUACUGAAGAAGGUGGAUCAAAUGAAAAGAAAAAGUUUGGAAAUUCAAUUUAUUCUGUAACAUUUGAGAAGGAACCACCAGCAGAUGGAGUAUUCAGACCACCAUUUGGUAACAAAUAUACUUAUAAUUUAAUUGAUGCGGUUGAUAAUGUUCCAGAAUAUGUGGUUCCAUUUGAAACAUUGAGAAGUAUAUGUGAAGAUUAUGGACUUGAAUUAAAAUAUAAGAAGAAUUUCAUUGAUAUUUUCAAUGAAGAAAUUCCUAAUUAUUUUAAAAAGUUAAAUAAGAAUUUAAUUGAAGGUAUGAAAAGAUCAGAUGGAAAUUAUGGAGCUGAAGGUGAUGAAAAGGAAGCAGUUGGAUUUUAUUUGGGGUUUGUAUUUGAAAAAUUAGGUAACUAA
This is a messenger RNA of Scheffersomyces coipomensis, 1437 nucleotides long. RefSeq names its product mRNA (guanine-N7)-methyltransferase (gene ABD1). Gene Ontology annotation, biological process: 7-methylguanosine mRNA capping. The transcript has a single exon. The coding region runs from base 1 to 1437 and encodes 478 amino acids. Gene Ontology annotation, cellular component: nucleus. Gene Ontology annotation, molecular function: mRNA 5'-cap (guanine-N7-)-methyltransferase activity. NCBI's taxonomy places the organism in Eukaryota, Fungi, Ascomycota, Pichiomycetes, Serinales, Debaryomycetaceae. The record is from RefSeq and is a predicted model, not a curated record.